AGUGACGAAGUCCAUCCCCGGGUGCGGGAGGCGGGGAGGGGAGGGCAGGCAGAGGAUUUCGCUCGCUCGCCCGCGCGGGAUCCGGGACGCGCCGGUGGCGUCCGCUGGCAGCAGAGACUGUCAAUUUCGGAUCCAAAGACGGCGAUGGCAGAGCUCACCCGGGUUGCCUGUCAAAUCAAGGCUAUCGCAGAAUAAAUCCCGCCGCCUGCCGCGAAGCCCCGGCGCACCGCAAACUUCAGUGAGCGAACUGGGUGAUCGCUGUUGGGAUAUGCAGAUUCCUGAUGUAAAAGGCGGGGUGGCCCCCCCGAGAGCCUCUCCCGGGGGCCGGAGCCCGCAGGUGCAGUGAGGCGCGCGCGCCGGUGCCGGCGCCCCCAGAGCCGCCUUGCCCGGGUAGAGGGAGCCCGGCGCCCGGCGGGGUCUGGCGGCCGCACACCGGCGGCGGCGGCUUGUCUGCGGCGGCUGCAGCGGAUGAUGGUGGCGGCCGGCCCGCUGGGCUGUGCCUGUGUGUCGCCGCGGAAAUCAGCGCCCUGCGCCGCGCGCUGAGCCCCUGCAGGUCCGCCGCAGCCCCAGCCUCGGCGAGGACGGCCCCGGCGCGCGGGGGGGCGGGGGGCGCGCGGGGUCGGCUUAUCAUGGCGGAUCGGACGGCGCCCCGCUGCCAGCUCCGGCUGGAGUGGGUGUACGGGUACCGGGGUCACCAGUGCCGCAACAACCUGUACUACACGGCAGGCAAGGAGGUGGUCUACUUUGUGGCUGGGGUCGGGGUGGUUUACAACACCCGCGAGCACAGCCAAAAAUUCUUCCUGGGACACAACGACGACAUUAUCAGCCUUGCCUUACACCCAGACAAAACUCUCGUUGCAACUGGCCAAGUCGGGAAGGAGCCAUAUAUAUGCAUAUGGGAUUCCUAUAAUGUCCAGACUGUGUCUCUUCUUAAAGAUGUCCAUACACAUGGAGUUGCCUGCCUGGCUUUUGACUCAGAUGGACAGCGUUUAGCCUCUGUGGGGUUGGAUGCCAAAAACACAGUCUGCAUUUGGGACUGGAGGAAGGGAAAACUUCUGGCGUCAGCCACCGGCCAUUCUGACAGGAUUUUUGAUAUUUCCUGGGAUCCAUAUCAGCCAAACAGAGUGGUUAGCUGUGGAGUAAAACACAUAAAGUUUUGGACACUGUGUGGAAAUGCCCUGACUGCAAAAAGAGGGAUAUUUGGCAAAACAGGGGAUCUUCAGACCAUCCUUUGCCUUGCAUGUGCCAAAGAAGACAUCACCUACUCUGGUGCUUUAAAUGGUGACAUCUAUGUCUGGAAAGGGCUCAAUUUAGUCCGCACCAUUCAAGGAGCACAUAGUGCUGGAAUCUUUAGCAUGUAUGCUUGUGAAGAAGGCUUUGCCACUGGUGGGCGAGAUGGGUGUAUACGACUGUGGGACACUGAUUUCAAACCAAUAACCAAAAUUGAUCUCAGGGAGACAGAACAAGGAUACAAAGGCCUCUCUAUCCGGAGCGUGUGCUGGAAAGCAGACCGCCUUCUAGCAGGGACCCAGGACAGUGAGAUAUUUGAAGUGAUUGUGCGAGAGCGAGACAAGCCGAUGUUGAUCCUACAGGGCCACUGCGAGGGUGAGCUCUGGGCUCUGGCCCUGCACCCCAAGAAGCCUCUGGCUGUGACAGGCAGCGAUGACCGCUCUGUCAGGCUGUGGAGCCUGGCUGAUCAUGCCUUGAUCGCCCGCUGUAACAUGGAAGAGGCGGUUCGCAGUGUAGCUUUCAGCCCCGACGGAUCUCAGCUGGCCCUGGGCAUGAAGGACGGCUCUUUCAUUGUUCUCCGAGUCAGAGAUAUGACAGAAGUAGUUCACAUCAAAGAUCGAAAAGAAGUCAUUCAUGAAAUGAAAUUUUCUCCAGAUGGUUCUUACCUUGCAGUGGGAUCCAAUGAUGGCCCAGUAGAUGUCUAUGCUGUUGCCCAGAGGUAUAAGAAAAUUGGAGAAUGCAGCAAGUCCCUUAGUUUCAUCACGCAUAUUGACUGGUCCUUGGAUAGUAAAUACUUACAAACUAAUGACGGUGCAGGAGAACGAUUGUUCUACAGAAUGCCAUCUGGGAAGCCUUUAACAAGUAAAGAAGAAAUUAAAGGGAUUCCUUGGGCCUCCUGGACAUGCGUGAAAGGCCCUGAAGUGAGUGGAAUUUGGCCCAAAUACACUGAGGUUACUGACAUCAACUCAGUGGAUGCGAAUUACAACAGCUCAGUGCUGGUGUCUGGAGAUGAUUUUGGACUGGUUAAAUUGUUUAAAUUUCCUUGUCUCAAGAGAGGAGCCAAAUUUAGAAAGUAUGUGGGCCAUUCUGCACAUGUCACAAAUGUCCGCUGGUCCCAUGACUUUCAGUGGGUGUUGAGCACAGGAGGGGCUGAUCACUCAGUUUUCCAGUGGAGGUUUAUUCCAGAAGGUGUCAGCAACGGCAUGCUGGAAACUGCACCCCAAGAAGGUGGAGCUGAUUCCUACAGUGAAGAAUCUGAUUCAGAUUUAUCUGAUGUGCCCGAACUGGACUCUGAUAUUGAGCAAGAAGCUCAAAUCAAUUAUGAUCGCCAGGUUUACAAAGAAGAUCUACCUCAGCUAAAGCAACAAAGUAAAGAGAAAAACCACGCAGUGCCCUUCCUCAAACGAGAAAAGGCUCCUGAGGACAGCUUGAAACUCCAGUUCAUACACGGUUAUAGAGGCUACGACUGUAGAAACAAUCUGUUCUACACACAAGCUGGAGAAGUAGUCUACCACAUUGCUGCAGUUGCUGUCGUGUAUAAUCGGCAGCAGCACUCCCAGAGGCUGUACCUGGGGCACGAUGACGACAUUCUCAGCCUGACCAUCCAUCCAGUGAAGGACUAUGUGGCUACUGGGCAGGUUGGAAGAGAUGCUGCUAUUCAUGUGUGGGACACACAAACUCUAAAAUGUUUGUCGCUGUUGAAAGGACAACAUCAGAGAGGAGUGUGUGCACUUGAUUUUUCAGCCGAUGGAAAAUGUCUGGUGUCGGUUGGUUUAGACGAUUUUCACAGUAUUGUAUUUUGGGACUGGAAAAAGGGAGAAAAGAUAGCCACAACAAGAGGACAUAAAGAUAAGAUAUUUGUGGUAAAGUGUAACCCACACCAUGUUGACAAACUGGUUACAGUUGGGAUAAAACACAUCAAAUUCUGGCAACAAGCAGGUGGGGGCUUCACUUCUAAAAGAGGAACUUUUGGAAGCGUUGGAAAAUUGGAAACAAUGAUGUGUGUUUCUUACGGACGAAUGGAAGAUCUAGUGUUCUCAGGAGCAGCUACUGGAGAUAUUUUUAUUUGGAAAGACAUUCUACUACUGAAGACAGUGAAAGCUCAUGAUGGGCCUGUGUUUGCUAUGUAUGCACUGGAUAAGGGCUUUGUAACAGGUGGAAAGGACGGCAUCGUGGAGCUCUGGGAUGAUAUGUUUGAAAGAUGUUUGAAGACUUAUGCCAUUAAAAGAUCAGCAUUGUCGACUAGCUCAAAAGGCUUGCUUUUGGAAGAUAACCCUUCAAUUCGUGCCAUCACUUUGGGACAUGGACAUAUCCUGGUGGGAACAAAAAAUGGAGAGAUUCUGGAAAUUGAUAAGAGUGGCCCAAUGACACUGCUUGUUCAGGGGCACAUGGAAGGAGAAGUGUGGGGGUUGGCAGCUCACCCUCUCCUGCCCAUCUGUGCAACAGUGAGCGAUGAUAAAACACUUCGCAUCUGGGAACUAUCUGCCCAGCACCGUAUGCUGGCAGUACGGAAACUCAAAAAAGGUGGAAGAUGCUGUGCCUUUUCCCCUGAUGGGAAAGCCUUAGCGGUUGGCUUGAACGAUGGGAGUUUCCUGGUGGUAAAUGCUGACACUGUUGAAGACAUGGUCUCUUUCCAUCACAGAAAAGAAAUGAUCUCUGAUAUUAAGUUUUCAAAAGAUACGGGAAAAUACCUUGCCGUGGCAUCCCAUGAUAACUUUGUGGAUAUUUACAACGUACUUACAAGCAAAAGGGUUGGCAUCUGUAAAGGUGCUUCUAGUUAUAUUACACACAUUGACUGGGACUCUAGAGGAAAAUUAUUGCAAGUGAAUUCAGGUGCCAGAGAACAACUUUUUUUUGAAGCUCCAAGAGGCAAACGGCAUAUAAUAAGACCUUCAGAGAUCGAGAAGAUAGAGUGGGACACAUGGACCUGUGUCCUGGGGCCCACCUGUGAGGGAAUCUGGCCAGCACAUAGCGAUAUAACUGACGUAAAUGCUGCCAGUCUUACCAAAGACUGUUCCCUUUUAGCCACCGGAGAUGAUUUUGGUUUCGUUAAGCUUUUUUCAUAUCCUGUCAAGGGACAGCACGCAAGAUUCAAGAAGUAUGUGGGGCACAGUGCACAUGUCACUAACGUGAGGUGGCUGCACAAUGACUCUGUGCUGCUCACGGUGGGCGGCGCCGACACAGCCCUGAUGAUCUGGACCAGGGAGUUUGUGGGGACCCAGGAGAGCAAGCUGGUGGACAGCGAGGAGUCAGACACCGACGUGGAAGAGGAUGGAGGCUAUGACAGCGAUGUUGCUAGAGAAAAGGCCAUUGACUACACCACCAAGAUUUAUGCUGUGAGCAUCAGGGAAAUGGAAGGCACCAAGCCACACCAGCAGCUGAAGGAAGUUUCCGUGGAAGAAAGGCAGGGAAUUGUCAAGGGAUCAAGACCACCCGUUAGCCGAGCAGCUCCCCAGCCUGAGAAACUGCAGAAGAACAAUAUCACCAAAAAAAAGAAACUGGUUGAGGAGCUGGCUCUAGACCACGUGUUUGGCUACAGAGGUUUCGACUGUCGAAAUAACCUGCAUUACCUUAAUGAUGGCGCUGACAUCAUCUUCCACACAGCAGCGGCUGGCAUCGUUCAGAACCUCUCCACAGGGAGCCAGAGCUUCUAUCUGGAGCACACAGAUGACAUCCUCUGUCUCACAGUGAACCAGCACCCCAAGUACAGAAACGUGGUGGCCACCAGCCAGAUAGGGACAACACCUUCCAUCCACAUAUGGGACGCCAUGACCAAACACACCCUCUCCAUGCUGCGGUGCUUCCACUCCAAGGGGGUGAAUUACAUCAACUUCAGUGCAACUGGAAAGCUCCUGGUGUCGGUGGGAGUGGACCCUGAGCACACCAUCACUGUCUGGCGAUGGCAGGAAGGUGCCAAGGUUGCCAGCCGAGGGGGUCACCUGGAGCGCAUAUUUGUGGUGGAAUUUCGCCCCGACUCAGACACGCAGUUUGUAUCUGUCGGGGUCAAACAUAUGAAGUUCUGGACCCUGGCAGGCAGCGCCUUGCUUUACAAGAAAGGGGUCAUCGGGUCCCUGGGAGCUGCCAAAAUGCAGACGAUGCUCUCCGUGGCCUUCGGUGCUAACAAUCUCACUUUCACGGGUGCCAUCAAUGGAGAUGUCUACGUCUGGAAGGACCACUUCCUCAUCCGGCUGGUGGCCAAGGCUCACACAGGCCCCGUGUUCACAAUGUACACAACCCUUCGGGAUGGACUCAUAGUGACCGGCGGAAAAGAGAGGCCGACCAAAGAAGGAGGUGCUGUAAAAUUGUGGGACCAGGAGAUGAAGCGCUGCCGGGCCUUUCAGCUGGAGACCGGGCAGCUGGUGGAGUGUGUGCGCUCCGUGUGCCGUGGAAAAGGAAAAAUCUUAGUGGGAACCAAAGACGGAGAAAUAAUUGAAGUUGGUGAAAAAAAUGCUGCUUCUAACAUCCUGAUUGAUGGUCACAUGGAAGGGGAGAUCUGGGGCCUGGCCACUCACCCUUCCAAGGACCUCUUCAUCUCUGCCAGCAACGAUGGCACAGCCCGGAUCUGGGACCUGGCUGACAAGAAGCUGUUAAACAAGGUGAGCUUGGGCCAUGCGGCCAGGUGUGCAGCCUACAGCCCUGAUGGGGAGAUGGUGGCCAUUGGCAUGAAGAAUGGAGAGUUUGUCAUCUUGUUGGUGAACAGCCUGAAAGUUUGGGGGAAAAAACGAGACCGGAAAUCUGCUAUCCAAGAUAUCAGAAUCAGCCCAGACAACCGAUUCUUAGCCGUUGGUUCUUCUGAACACACAGUUGACUUCUAUGACCUCACUCAGGGCACAAAUCUGAACCGCAUUGGCUACUGCAAAGAUAUCCCAAGCUUUGUCAUUCAGAUGGAUUUUUCUGCGGAUGGCAAAUACAUUCAGGUGUCAACAGGUGCCUAUAAGCGCCAGGUGCAUGAGGUCCCCCUGGGGAAGCAGGUAACUGAAGCCGUGGUCAUUGAGAAGAUCACCUGGGCCUCCUGGACAAGCGUCCUGGGAGAUGAAGUCAUUGGAAUCUGGCCACGAAAUGCAGACAAGGCUGAUGUCAACUGCGCAUGUGUGACCCACGCUGGCCUGAACAUUGUCACAGGAGAUGACUUUGGGCUGGUGAAGCUCUUUGAUUUUCCAUGCACAGAAAAAUUUGCCAAACAUAAGCGAUACUUCGGUCACUCGGCUCACGUGACGAACAUCCGUUUCUCUUAUGAUGACAAGUAUGUGGUCAGCACUGGAGGAGACGACUGCAGGUACUAACGUAGCUGACCCAGUUCUUACUCCACAGGCCUGGCCAGCUCUCCCUCCCCAUCUCAGGCAUCCCGUGGGUCAGCCUCUCCCAGGGGCAUGAGGAGGGCUGAUGUGGGGCUAAUAAACAGGAAAUUCCAUGAGUCCUCAUGAAGGCAAGUACUUUCCAAGAUAAGGCAUUUACUCUUUGGUGACUGUCAACCCAAUGGUUGUGACUGGAGCUGUCCUGGGAUGGCAUGGGCAUGUGAUAGCUACUCUGGGCACUGCUGGGGGAAAGGGACAGGUGGAUGACACCCGAGAUGGCUGAUUUGAGUAGAAGCUCUUGGCAGCCCAUGGGCUUUUGUGCAUAAUCAGGAGGUUAGAAUGCAAAUUCAUCUAUAUGUCCUUUUAAGAACUCCCAGUUGAUCACCAGUGUUGGGAAUUUCUUUAUUUACUCUAAAUAGAGUAUAGAGGAACAGGUCUAGGUCAUUCUAACUCACUCAGCUUCCCCAUUUCUGAUGAGCUUCAUUGUAGCAUGAAUACUGGGUUCUAUUCAGCCCAAGCAAAACUCCUGAGGGGAUAAAGAUGAAAUACAGGCCUUCUGAUACUUCCUGGUGGUCUGAGUUAGGUUGUAAGAAAGGCACCUAUAAAGAAUCUCAACCCACUUCCCACUCAAAAGCACUGUGUAUUUCUCAUGGCCUGCCUGGGAGCCCCCAUCUCCAGCCUGCUGUGCUGGCUACUUCUGGCACUUAUAGCCCUUGAGAUAGUACCGCCAGCAGCUCCCUGUGAAGUGCUAACACCCCUUCAAAGCAGCACCAACCCAAUUGUGAACAAGCUAGGAGUAAAAGACGUAAAUGAAUUGGUCACCCCAAUGCAGGGGAUACAGACUUGUUUUAAUAUAAAAAAGAAGUGGCCUUAACCGUGCAGGGCUUGCAGGCCUUUGUAGGCAUGGGAGCAUGCUGUGAUCCCUGGUUCUGUGCUAAACACUCAAAAGGGCUCUCUGACUCAAGUGGAGGUGAUAAACCUUUUCAAUAGUAACAGGAGAGAGUGUGAUAUCAAAGUGCCAGAAGUCCUCACGGACCAACAUUUAGCACAGACAUUCAAACUGCUGAAAGAACCAAACAGAACUCAACUGAAAAAAACAGACCUUUUAAGAAAAGCAAUAGAUCUUAAUUUGGUGGCAAGAUCCCUGGUUUACCUUUUGAAGUCAAAAUGUUCAAUACAUCACCCGAGCUUGACUUUUGAGCACUUGGCAAGAUUGUUUUUUGCCACUUGACACAAGUAUGAUGUCCAGCUAUGCAAAAUGACUGUUUGAUCUGCCUUUUCAGUGUAUUUGUGUGGCGAUGUCUGUAAAAUGCCAGAAGCCUCUUAUGUUAUUGCUGCUGCUGCUACCAGCCAGCAACUGCAGAGGCCAUGCUGAGGUGCCUCCUUGCCACCAGCCGUUGGGAAAUGCCUACCAUGCUGCCCCGGAUGCACAAGCUCAAAACGCUGCAGAAGUUACACAACUGCUCCCAUAAUCUGGACUCUCCAAAACCGUGAUGCCACGAAGGAAGGUCAAGUUUUAAAAUGUUAAAGACUGCUUGCCUCUGUUCCUGAGACUAAACAGUAUACAUACUAACUACAUUGACAAAGAAAUCCUAUCUGAUAAUGUAGCCCGCUGACGAAUUUUGAAGCCUCGGUUACCCUAACCAAUAUGUAGCUUUUAAUUUGCAUCAAAACUUUUACAAAGAUGUUUUGCUAUUGUUUCUAUAUACUUCAAGAAUGUUCAUUUUUACAAAUAAGUUGAACAAGACAGCCUAAGUUAGAUGCACCGAAGUACUAGAAAUAUCGCUAGCCUCUGUUCUCCAGUUUAGCUUUCAAAACCAAAUGAGCCAUGUAUAAAGGAGUUGAGAAACUUAAUUUUUAAAUGUUUCAUUUGCAGAGUUUUAUAUCCAUUAAGUGCCUUUGAAAGUUUCCAGUUGUGUGGGCUGCUGUCUCACCUCCCACCAAUUUCUCCUUUCUCCAUAUGGUGCUAAAACCUCAAAGCUGAGGAGGGCUGCAGGACCCUUAGCAGAUUCAGUGUGUCACCCUUGUCCUGUGUUCACGCCAAGGCUUCCUAAAUGAAAGACAUCGGUUACCUGCUUAUGGGAAGGUGAGCAGCAAAGGAAUUGAAGUUCGGGACAGGGUAGAAUUAUGGGUUUUCAUUGUGUUUCAUGCCAAACCCACAAAAUCCAAAAUAGAAUUCAAGUUAAACAAACUUCUACUACAAAAUGGAAGGGGAAAAAGGCUCAGGAAGGUCUAUGAGAAUGAGCUGACUUAUCUCGUUAAAUCUUAAGAUAAAUGAGGGUAACCCAAGGCUGCACCUUGGUGUACCACCCUGAGUGGAGUUGAGGUGACUUCAUUUGAUUGCUUCAGGCGAACUAUAUAGGUCAAGUCCAGAUUAUAAAAAAAUUAUCUGCAGAACAAAUUGUAAACCCAAGGAAUAGCUGGUAAAUCAAAAUUAUAAAGUGAGUUAGAGUUCCUUGGAGUUGGUUGUAUGACGGAAUAUGACUUGGACAAUCUUUACCAGAAGCCAUCCGUAAGCCCCUCAGUCACACUUUCCAUGUAGCUGACCAGUGACUACAGGAUGUGGCUGACAGUGCUCACUGAAAGGAGAGUUGGUGCGGGACUGGUGGUUCUGAGCACAUAGACGCCUAUUAGUCCUUCUGGUCAGUGAACGAAAAUUCUAGACCUACAGUUACUGGCUACUUGCAUUUGUCAGUUUAGAGAAAAGGUAAAAUGAGGCAUUUUCAAUUGUAGAAUAGACUAACAUUUACCACAGAAGUGCUUCAGCAUUCUAAAUGGAUUAGAUCACUCAUUAAGCUAUUUUUAUAUGCCAAUUUACUAAUGCCUUACAUCAAUCCACUAAUAGGUUGUUGGGCCCGCAGUAGAGUCCCUAUGCAGUCCCAAUUCUGUUUUCUGUAACCAUGUGACUGGUGAUGCAGAGUGAUAACCAUGUCUGCCUAUCUUGUACUAGACUCUUCAUGCUGAUCGGAUCUUGCAUUGAAAUAACCAUGUGGAAGAACAAUGAAUCGAUUAAUGAUGACAUGUACAACCAUAUUUAAAGAGCAAUAGUGUCCGUGUGUCAUGAAAAACUUAUUUGUAAACGUUUAUAUGGUAUGAUUUUGAUUUUAUGUAUGUUCAUAAAUCCUGCACUGUAUGAUAUAUGUGAGUUAAAACAUUGGUGCAUGAAUUUAUUUUCAAAGUAUAAAACACAUCACUUAAACAUUUUAUGUGUCAAAUAAAAUUUGAUUAUGUAAACACA
Molecule: messenger RNA, 9762 nt
Organism: Homo sapiens (human)
Lineage: Eukaryota; Metazoa; Chordata; Mammalia; Primates; Hominidae
Gene: EML6
Product: EMAP like 6
Exons: 43
Coding region: 630-6512 (1960 amino acids)
Cellular component (GO): cytoplasm; spindle
Source: RefSeq, a predicted model, not a curated record